Pundamilia nyererei is the source of this 3236-nucleotide messenger RNA. It is a transcript of the gene ntn1b, whose product is annotated as netrin 1b. The coding region runs from base 325 to 2127 and encodes 600 amino acids. Gene Ontology annotation, cellular component: basement membrane. Gene Ontology annotation, molecular function: protein binding. The transcript is spliced from 7 exons. The record is from RefSeq and is a predicted model, not a curated record. Lineage: Eukaryota; Metazoa; Chordata; Actinopteri; Cichliformes; Cichlidae. Gene Ontology annotation, biological process: tissue development; dendrite development; motor neuron axon guidance.
GAAGGAGAUAGAGGUGGGCAGAGGUGUGACUGAGUGGACAGGCAGAGGCAGAAGGAGGGUCAGAGCCAGCUGGGCAUUUGCCAUAUCUUGGUUUUAUUCUGGGUUUUUUAAAGAGGGGGGGAAGUAUAACUAUAGCAGUAGUUUCGGAUUAAAUCGGAUAGGCUGUUUCUCCAAAUUCUUUGGAGUUCUCCUGCACUUUCAGGCUGAGCUGUAUAUUUGGAGGUAGUGGUCUAGGUGGAGUUUUCUUGGCCCUCGCUGCUAACUGAUUAUCUUGUCCUCGUCGCAUUUCAGCGCAAACCCACCCCCUACGACUCACGGAUUACAAUGCAAAGGAUUUUGGAGGUUUGGGUCACCUUGGUGACAGUUUCUGCGCUUACCAAAUGUGUCUUUGGGGGAUACGGGUUCAGCAUGUUUGCUGCACAGUCUUCCCCUCCGGACCCGUGCUAUGACGAGAACGGGAAUCCUCGGAGAUGCAUCCCCGACUUUGUCAACUCUGCUUUUGGGAAGGACGUGCGCGUGUCCAGCACCUGCGGCACUCCGGCCGCCCGCUACUGCGUGGUGACCGAAAAAGGAGAGGAGAGGAGUAGGGACUGUCACACGUGCGACUCCGGAGAUCCCAAAAAGUCCCAUCCACCUGCCUAUUUGACAGACCUCAACAACCCUCACAACCUCACCUGCUGGCAGUCUGAAAACUAUGUGCAGUAUCCGCAGAACGUCACUCUCACCUUGUCCUUGGGUAAAAAGUUUGAGGUCACCUAUGUGAGCCUGCAGUUCUGCUCGCCCAGACCCGAGUCCAUGGCGAUCUACAAGUCCAUGGACUAUGGCAAAUCGUGGGUACCUUUUCAGUUUUAUUCCACUCAGUGCAAGAAGAUGUACAACCGGCAGAACAGGGCAGCAAUUACGAAGCAGAACGAGCAAGAGGCGAUCUGCACGGACUCCCACACAGACAUGCACCCGCUGACAGGUGGGCUCAUAGCCUUCAGCACGCUGGACGGCAGACCGUCGGCACACGACUUCGAUAACUCUCCGGUGCUUCAGGACUGGGUGACAGCCACGGACAUCAAGGUGAUUUUCAGCCGGCUUCACACGUUCGGAGACGAGAACGAGGACGACUCCGAGCUAGCCCGCGAUUCCUACUUUUACGCAGUGUCGGACCUGCAGGUCGGAGGACGGUGCAAGUGCAACGGGCACGCUUCAAAGUGCGUCAAGGACAGAGAGGGGAAUCUGGUUUGCGAGUGCAAACACAACACGGCGGGACCGGAGUGCGACAGGUGCAAACCUUUCCACUACGACCGACCCUGGCAGCGCGCCACGGUUAGAGAAGCCAACGAAUGUGUCGCCUGCCACUGCAAUCUGCAUGCCCGCCGCUGUCGUUUUAACAUGGAGCUGUACAAGCUGUCCGGCCGUAGAAGCGGUGGAGUCUGUCUCAACUGUCGCCACAACACAGCAGGACGCCACUGUCACUACUGCAAGGAGGGUUACUACAGGGACAUGACCAAAUCCAUCUCUCACCGCAGAGCUUGCAAAGCAUGCGAUUGCCAUCCAGUUGGAGCAGCAGGGAAGACGUGUAAUCAGACAACAGGCCAGUGUCCCUGCAAGGACGGCGUGACGGGGAUCACCUGCAACCGCUGUGCCAAGGGCUACCAGCAGAGCCGCUCUCCCAUAGCCCCCUGUAUCAAGAUCCCAGCUGCAUCUCCGACAGCGACUUACAGCAGCUAUGAGGAGCCGACAGAUUGUGAAUCUCACUGUAAAGUUUCCAAGGGCAAAAUGAAGAUCACGUUGAAGAAAUACUGUAAAAAAGACUACGCUGUUCAAGUGCACGUUCUUAAGGGUGACAAGGCGGGCGAGUGGUGGAAGUUCACGGUCAACAUCAUUUCUAUCUACAAACAAGGUGAGCACCGCAUUCGUCGUGGAGACCAGCUGCUGUGGGUGCGCGCCAAGGACGUGGCCUGCAAAUGUCCCAAGAUUAAGCCCGGAAGGAAGUACCUGCUCCUGGGUACAGACGACGACUCCCCUGGGCAGAGCGGCGUAGUUGCCGACAAGGGAAGCCUCCUCAUCCCUUGGAAGGACCUGUGGGGCCGCAGGCUGAGGAAGUUCCAACAGCGCGACAAGAGGGGGAAGUGCUAAAAGUAUCUGCAGAGGAGAGGGAAAAAAGAGUCAGAGGCAGAAUUAGGCCUCUGAUGGGAUGAAAUCAAGGACGAGGGAUAAGGAUGGAUGAAAAAAAAAACUGGAAGAAUUAAAAAUAGAGAGACAGGUAAUACGUAGGAGAAAUGUGGAAAUGACUGAGUGCUGCUGCUCUGAGCUGGAGCGAAGAGUUUAGUGUUUUCUUCUUUAGGAACAGUUGUGAAGGAGCUCAUUCAACAGUCUGUCUUUCAGCGGUUGUUUUGUUGUAUUAUUGCAGAGUUUGCACCUAGUGUUACAGAUAUGUCUCACCCUGAUCAUUUUACCCACAAUGCAUUUUUAUUAAAGCCCCUUGCUCGGUUUUUAAAGAGUGACACAUCUUCUCUGUCACCCUGUUUGUGUCUUCAGAGGAUCUUUUUCCACUGUGCUGUAAAAAUCAUUGUCUAGUUCAAUGAAGACUUAUAGCACGGCCGUAGUUUCUCUCCACAACCUGCCAAACGUUAGCAAAAAAGUUUCAGAUACAAGUGAAAAAAUGGUAAUUGUUGUCUUAUAGUGCCAUUCUUGCUCAUAGGCGAGUGUUACCUCAGUAAAACAAGAAAAAAAAUGCCAUUUUUCUGUACAAUGAUCUCACUACAAGCAAGCCUUUGCUCAGCGCUUAUUGAUAUAUCAACAGUAUGUUGUGGUUGUGACCUCUGCAAUGUAAAGUAACCAUAUUUGGAUACAUAGACAUUAUUUUUAGUAGACGAUGCCGUUGCAUCAAGUAGGUGUAGAGUAGAUUUGUCAACCAUGCACUUAUUUUUACUAGUCAGACGUUUAAGAACAUAUAAAAUAUGUUCCAACAUUUUUAGAGUGCUGUCCAAAAAAGGGAAAAAAACAAGCCUUUACCAUUUAAUAGAAUGUAUAGCUAGUAGAAACCCCGCUUGCCUCACUCAUGACUCCAUAGGCUGAUGUUUCUGGUGGACUGUAACAACCCUGUAUAAAUCACAACUACAGUGGAGUCAGAAUGUAGUUUUUUUUUUUCUUUAAUAAAGGACUAAUUGUAAGUUGGACUUCCCAAGCAUUUCCCAGUGGGAGAACUGAUGAAGUGAACUAUUUCACCUCAUUAAAUAAAGGGG